This is a messenger RNA of Cygnus olor (mute swan), 4854 nucleotides long. RefSeq names its product histamine H3 receptor-like. Lineage: Eukaryota; Metazoa; Chordata; Aves; Anseriformes; Anatidae. Gene Ontology annotation, biological process: adenylate cyclase-activating adrenergic receptor signaling pathway. Gene Ontology annotation, cellular component: membrane. Gene Ontology annotation, molecular function: histamine receptor activity. The record is from RefSeq and is a predicted model, not a curated record.
UUAGGGAAGUGAAAAUGAGUUUUUUUUUUUUUUUUUUUUUUCUUUUUAGCUUCAGCUGAAUUCAGUGAGUAAAACAGCUUACACAAUGCUAAUAUGCAAACUGCCUGACUUCAAAAAGAGCUGUUUUCAGACUAACUUUUCUGACCUCAGUAGAUAAAGAUCAGCCGUCAGGAGAGAAAAGAGAUCAUCAUUUGCUUUAAAGUGUGCAUUUACUGUUGCUUAUGAGGUAUCUUUUUUACAGACCUUUUUUUUUUUUUUUUCAGGCCAAUAGGUGCAUUCAGAUCAAAAAGCAUGAGAGACUCCAGGCUUUGAAAUCUUGUGAUCUAGUAUGUUGAUAUUGAGAAGUAGUCUGGAUGUUUCAGUAUUCAGCCCAUCCUGUUAAAAGGUUUGUCUCAAUCUAUUGGAUAAAUCUGUCAGAUGCAAGUUUCUUCCCAGACUCAACUGACCUGGCUACACAACAUGCACAACAGCACUGCUGAAACUCCGCACACGAUACGACCAUGUAAUGGGGGUUUGUCCCCACAGCCAGAGACCUCAGAGUUUUCCAUGGGCGUCUUGGUGCUCCUGGCUCUGCUUAUGGUGCUGCUAGCAUUGGUUACAAUCCUUGGAAAUGUUCUGGUGAUCUUUGCUUUCAUCAUGGACAGAAAUCUCAGGCAUCGGAGCAACUACUUCUUUCUCAAUCUUGCUAUUUCUGACUUUGCAGUGGGUGCGUUCUGCAUACCUCUCUACAUCCCUUAUGCCCUGACAGGGACCUGGCACUUGGGAAGAGGCGUGUGCAAGCUCUGGCUAGUUAUGGACUAUCUCCUGUGCACAGCUUCAGUGUUUAACAUUGUUCUAAUUAGCUAUGACCGUUUCCUGUCAGUUACUAAAGCUGUAUCUUACAGAGUCCAGCGGGGAAUAAUGUCCAACCCUAUUGUCAAGAUGGUGGCCAUCUGGGUCUUUGCCUUCCUCCUCUACUGCCCAGCAAUUCUCUUGUGGGAACACGUGGCCGGCUGCAGCACGGUGCAGGAAGGGCAGUGCCAUGCUGAGUUCUUCGACAACUGGUACUUCCUCCUUUGUGCAUCCACCCUGGAGUUCUUUGUGCCGCUGCUCUCAGUCACCUACUUCAAUGUGCACAUCUUCAUCAACAUCCAGAGGCGCCAGAGACGUGGUAGCAUUCAGGACUCUGAGGCUCCAAGGAGCAGCAGCUCGUCCUGGAGAUCUUGCUUCAUGCUGAGACAAGGAGCAUCUUCCUCAUCGGAAGCAGAGGACAGUGUCUCGUCCUCCAUAAGGCCAAAGAAAGAGUCUUUGGUAGCUGAAAGCUUAUCUCCAUCCAGAGCCAAUUCUGUAACCCCAGAAAAUGACCUCUCCAUUUCUUUUUGUGCAAGGACCAGGUCAAAACUACAUCAGGACAAGAAAAUUGCAAAGUCGCUUGCCAUAAUUGUUUGUGCCUUUGCCAUUUGCUGGGCACCAUAUACUUUACUAAUGAUUAUUCGUGGGGCCUGCCAAGGAACCUGUGUUCAUAACUCCCUGUACGAUGUUACCUUUUGGCUUUUGUGGCUCAAUUCCUCUCUGAAUCCAUUUCUCUACCCUCUCUGUCAUGAUAAAUUUCGAAUGGCCUUUAUGAAAAUAUUAUGUCCCAAAAAGUUUGCAACAUUAAGAUCAGGCUCCUUUUAGAAGAAGAAGAAGGAAAAAAAAAAAAAAAAAGACUGAAUCAUAGAAUUAUAGAAUAUCCCGAGUUGGAAGGGAGGGACCCACAAGGAUCAUCGAGUCCAAUUCCUGGUCUACCCAAAAAUUAAGACCAUAUAGUCCAAAUGCUUCUUAAACUCCAACAGGCUUGGUGCUGUGACUACAUCCCUGGGGAGCCUGUUCCAGUGUGUGACCACCCUUUUGGUGAAAAACCUUUUCCUGAUAUUCAGCCUGACUCUAUUCCCUCGGGUCCUGUCCCUGUCCCCAGAGAGCAGAGCUCAGCGCCUGCCCCUCUGCUCCCCCUCGUGAGGGAGCUGCAGGCCACCAUGAGGCCUCCCCUCAGCCUGCUCUGCUCUGGGCUGAGCAAACCAAGGGACCUCAGCUGUUCCUCGUAUGUCUUCCCCUCUAGGCCCUUCACCAUCUUUGUAGACCUUCUCUGGACACUCUCCAACAGUUUAACGUCCUUUUUGUACUGUGGUGCCCAGAACUGCACACAGUACUUGAGGUGAGGCCGCACAGCACAGGGCAGAGCAGGACAAUCCCUUCCCUCAACUGACCAGCAAUGCCAUGUUUGAUGCACCCCAAGGUGUGGUUGGCCCUCCUGGCUGCCAGAGCACACUGCUGGCUCAUAUUCAACUUGCUAUUAACCACAACCCCCAGAUCCUUUUCUGUGGGGCCGCUCUCCAGCGUCUCAUCGCCCAGUCUAUACGUAUAGCCAGGGUUGCCCCGUCCCAGGUGCAGGACCCAGCACUUGUUCUUGUUAAACUUCAUGCGGUUGGUGAUUGCCCAGCUCUCCAAUCUGUCCAGAUCUCUCUGCAAGGUCUUUCCACCCUCGACAGAGUCAACAACUCCUCCAAGUGUAGUAUCAUCAGCAAUUUUACUCAAAACACCUUCUAGUCCUACAUCCAGAUUGUUUAUGAAAACACUGAAAAGAACUGGACUUAAAAUGGAGCCCUGGGGGACCCCACUGGUGACUGGCUGCCAGUCUGAUGUAACCCUAUUUACCACAACCCUUUGAGCCCUACCUGUCAGCCAAUUGUUCACCCACAAUAUUAUGUUUUUAUCUAGCUGUAUGCUGGACAUUUUGUCCAGUAGGAUCCUAUGAGAAACCAUAUCAAAAGCUUUACUGAAAUCCAAAAAUAUUACAUCAACUGGCUUCCCUUGAUCGACUAGGUGGGUGAUCUUAUCAUAAAAGGAAAUUAAAUUUGUUAGCAGGACAGCUGUAGUACAGCUGAAGUACAGCUGUAUCUGUAGUGGUUGAUGGAUGUAAGUAGCCAAGGCCUGUAACUACUCUUUUCAGAGGAGUAAACUAGUUACAAAAACUAGGUAAGCCUUUGGUGAAAUAUAUUAUCCUUCAGAUUAAUACAUGUGCCCAAAGUUUGUGGACUUUUUCCGGGUAUUCCAAUUGGCAAGGAAAAGGGUAUUGCCUCUGCCUGACUUUUCUUAGUAUAAUAUUCACAUUAUCUUCAUUCUUAUUGUGGAAGAUACUUUCUUCUAUUGCAGUACUGCUUAUAUUUGUGUUCAUGGGUGAUAUUAUUUAGCAAUACGAUAAAGGUUGGUUAUUUGCCAUAAGGCCAAUAGUGUUCAAAAGUUAAUAUCUUCUCUAUUUCAUUUCUUUUGAACAGUUUGUAGUGCAUUCAGAAGUAUUUUUCCCCUUAUUAUAAUAUAUCCAGGUAAUUUAUGACUUUGUUGUCAGGCAUAUAGCAGGAUUACUUUCUCUCAUUAAUGAUGUUCGGAUAUCAGGAGAAUACAGGGAUUACUUUUUAAAAACAGAGUGAAGAUGUUCUCUGCAGAAAGGCAUUAGUCUACAUAUCUGCUCAGAUGAAGCAGUAGAGAAUUUAGAAGUAUUUAGAUGCAUUAGAAGUAUUAGAUGCGUUUACAUGCAUCUCUAGCUGUUCUUCAAGAACCAAGACUUUAAAGCUAUAGUUUUGAGAGGUCAUAGAAGAAUAUUAUUUCCUAUUCAAAAGCAUUAUAGAUAUGAAGGCAAGACCUAUAAUAGCCUGACUGUGAUGAGAGAGAGUAAGGAGAAUGCAUCUGUGAGUGAAUAAUCCAACAGAGCACCUUUCAAACUUUUGGAACUCCUUGGAUCUCAUUUGAUUGUGUGUCCCCACAAGAGCAGCAGCACAGCCUUGCAAGGGCAGAAGACACAUGGCUUGAGUACUCCGAUGCAGGAAGACAUCUCCUCUCUCCUUGAAAGCACUGAGCAGCUGAUCAUGAAUGGAGUCAUCUGCUGUUCUCUCAUUUGUAGUUAGUAAGUACGGCCUGCCCUUACUCCACAACAGUGAGAAAAUUUGUGGCUACCAGCCCAGGGGGAGAUGUGUGCAGUGGUCAAAGCAACUCCAUCUUUUUAUACUCCCCUCUGGAUCAUUUCAUGACUCCCAGUAGAAUUGUAACCUGUGCUGUGAAAAGUGCAGGUCUAACAAGCCCUGCUGACUUCCAAAUAUGACAUAAUGCACAGGCACUAACUCAGCUCCACAGCUGAGCAACAUCCCUACUCAGUUCAGGGUGCCAGUGGGCAAGCAUUACAAAUAAUUGAGAAACAAUUAAAAGUGAUUUUUUUUUAAAAUCUCAUUUGUCCCCUUCCAUGCAUCUUCUAUUUCUAUUGUCAGAGGUUAUGAUAAAUGGAUAAUUUUCUUACAUGCUGAGGUUGUGUUUGAUUUGCUGCAUGAGCUAAGAAAAUGACUGACACCAAUGACUACCUAUAGUUUGUGUGGUGAUGUAGCUGAGAAAAUAUAAGAGGUAAUAAUAGAGGAAUAAUAUGAGGUAAUCUUCUUCCAAUAUGCAGUUUCCAAGCUGUUAAGGGUUAUUUAGUUACAGAAUUUUGGAAUUUUAAGGUACUAGGUUCCUUAAUAAAUAAACAGGUGUAACUUUUAAAAAUGCAAAUAGUUUCUCUUCAUCGUGCUGUCAGUAAGUACAAGACUAGCAGAUAAAUGAACAAUAAACACUAAAGAAAUAUGAGAAGUAGCAGAUGUCCCUUUUAACUUCUGGCUUUAUUUAGUGCAUACUCAUAUAGUAUAUUAGUACGUUUUACUUAUCUCUCUUCUGAAUAUUCUCCUCCUGGGCUGAACUACCAUUUAAUCACAGUUACUUGUUGUGCUAUAUUAUGUAAUAAUCUAAACUCAUCUGCUUACACCAAAUAUGUAUAUGUAUGUGCUGUGGUUUAACCUGGCAGGGAGCUAAGUACCC